UGUGCGCUCUGGAAUUGGUUCGAUCCAAUAUGCUCUUACCCGCCUGUUCCAUCUGAUCUGUCUCGUCUCUAACAAUAUUCACUCUGGACAUAUCCGCGUCCCUCCUACCAGCCGUCCUUCUGUAACCGCUACGAGGUCGGUACUAAUGCUCUUGAUGAUGCUGCUCUGUACUGUGGUCUCUCUUAGACUUGCGAUCAGCUCUACGACCUCGCCUAGGGGGGAGGUGGAUACGCCUCGUUUUGUGUCGUUUGCGAUUCAGUUGCUCCGGGUAUGUUCUGCACUGACUGCAGUGUUCUUGUCCGUGUCUUCGGCGACUGCUGGGCCUCUAGCAUCUUCGCACUGUGUUUCCUCAUACGUCCCUUCGGGGCUGCUGGCGGGGCUAGAGGUGGUGUUGCUGGUACACGUACAGGAGUUGACGUAGGCUUUGGCGCGGUGGUCGGUAUCCCGCAGGGGGCCCCCUGCAGCGGGAUCUAGUUAAGCGAAAGGCGCAGCGGAGUGGGGGCGGACAG
Molecule: messenger RNA, 509 nt
Organism: Mytilinidion resinicola
Lineage: Eukaryota; Fungi; Ascomycota; Dothideomycetes; Mytilinidiales; Mytilinidiaceae
Exons: 1
Coding region: 146-421 (91 amino acids)
Source: RefSeq, a predicted model, not a curated record